AUGGUUGUCGACCCCCGUAUCAGUGAUAAGGAUUUGGCCGCCAUCAACGCAGCGGCUGUGACGAGAGAAUACCGGGUGCAACCUCAUCUCGACUAUCGCACCGUUUCUGCUAUUAAUGGACCACUUGUUGUACUCGACAACGUCAAAUUUCCUUCUUACAAUGAAAUUGUACAACUUACACUACCAGAUGGAACGACGCGUGGUGGCCAGGUACUAGAAGUUCAGGGGAAGAAAGCCAUUGUCCAAGUCUUCGAAGGGACGUCCGGCGUUGACGUCAAGGCGACGCACGUCGAGUUCACCGGCAGCAGCAUGAAGCUUCCGGUUGCAGAGGAUAUGCUGGGUCGGAUAUUCAAUGGUUCAGGAAACCCCAUUGACCAGGGCCCGAAAGUGUUUGCAGAGGAUUACCUGGAUAUCAAUGGCUCUCCCAUAAAUCCCUAUUCUCGAAUCUAUCCUGAAGAAAUGAUUCAAACUGGUAUAUCCACCAUCGACACCAUGAACUCGAUUGCCCGUGGUCAGAAGAUUCCUAUUUUCUCAGCAGCUGGUCUGCCGCACAACGAGAUCGCCGCCCAAAUUGUGCGACAGUCUGGCUUGGUAAAGCGGCCUACGAAAGACGUGCACGACGGCCACGAAGACAAUUUCUCUGUCGUCUUUGCUGCUAUGGGUGUUAACAUGGAGACUGCUCGAUUCUUCAAGGAAGACUUUGAGUCAAACGGCAGUCUGGACAGAGUUACGCUAUUUUUGAACUUGGCGAAUGAUCCUACAAUCGAACGCAUCAUUACUCCCCGGCUGGCAUUGACAACUGCUGAAUAUUAUGCCUACCAACUCGAGAAGCACGUUCUAGUUAUUCUUACUGACAUGUCUUCGUAUGCAGACGCGCUACGAGAGGUAUCAGCUGCCCGUGAAGAAGUUCCGGGUCGUCGUGGGUAUCCCGGUUACAUGUAUACCGAUUUGUCGACCAUCUACGAACGGGCAGGCCGAGUGCAAGGGCGAAAUGGGUCAAUUACUCAGAUUCCCAUUCUCACUAUGCCCAACGAUGAUAUUACACAUCCGAUUCCCGAUUUGACGGGCUAUAUCACAGAGGGCCAGAUCUUUGUUGACCGCCAGCUCCAUAAUCGUCAGAUCUACCCCCCUAUUAAUGUGCUGCCUUCAUUGUCUCGCCUCAUGAAAAGUGCUAUUGGUGAGAAACUCACUAGGAAGGAUCAUGGUGAUGUGUCGAAUCAACUGUAUGCUAAAUACGCUAUCGGACGUGACGCUGCUGCCAUGAAGGCUGUUGUGGGAGAGGAGGCUCUAUCGUCCGAGGACAAACUCGCUCUGGAGUUUCUUGACAAAUUUGAGCAUCAGUUUGUUGGACAAGGAUCAUAUGAGUCGCGAACUAUCUUCGAGUCCCUUGAUUUGGCAUGGUCCCUUCUCCGCAUUUUCCCUAAGGAACAGCUCAAUCGGAUCAACCCCAAGAUCAUUGCAGAGUUUUACGGGCGCAAGCCGACGAAGAAAGCCACAGCCGCGGAGUCUGAGGAGGUCAAACCGGAAGAAAAGCUAAUAGAUGCGUAA
This is a messenger RNA of Guyanagaster necrorhizus, 1548 nucleotides long. Its product is annotated as V-type ATPase. Gene Ontology annotation, molecular function: proton-transporting ATPase activity, rotational mechanism; ATP binding. The transcript has 10 exons. The record is from RefSeq and is a predicted model, not a curated record. Lineage: Eukaryota; Fungi; Basidiomycota; Agaricomycetes; Agaricales; Physalacriaceae. Gene Ontology annotation, biological process: ATP metabolic process; proton transmembrane transport; vacuolar acidification. Gene Ontology annotation, cellular component: proton-transporting V-type ATPase, V1 domain. The coding region runs from base 1 to 1548 and encodes 515 amino acids.